AUGUCCGAAUCACCCUCCACGCCGCGCCGCAAGAUCGUCAAUACCAUUGCGGUUCCCGCGCCACGUUCCGCCAAGAAGGCGCGUUCCACGUUGCAGGAUCGCCUUGCGGGUGUGGCUGCGGGAGCGACGAGGAUCCCUCGGCCAUCUUGCACCUCCUCUUCUGUUUCAUCCGGCAGCACGCCCCUCUCCAUCCCUUCAACGCCCGGACCCAGCCGCGAGCUCUCCAAAAGCAGUGACAAGGUGAUCGUCUGUGUACGAAUUAAGCCUACAACUUCACCCUUCGCCCUCCAUGCCUACGAAGUCACGCCCAACUCCCUCUCCCUCUCUGACACUCACCCCAAUGUUCUGCGACGCGGCGGCAAGGCUGGCCGCGAAGCCGAGUACACGUACAACUUUGACACUCUGGUCCAGUUCCCAACGCGCACACCAGAGCUCUAUAAGGACAAGAUCGCGCCCCUCGUACAGCAGGCCAUGAAUGGCUUCAACAGCACUGUGUUCGCAUACGGUCAGACAGGAAGUGGCAAAUCGCACACCAUGUCGGGCACGCGGACCGAGCUCGGCAUCAUCCCGUGUGCCGUGGACGGGAUUUUUGACGCCAUCACAGACGACCCCGAACGCGCUUUCCUGCUCCGUGUCUCAUAUCUCGAAAUCUACAACGAGGGCAUUCGCGACCUCCUUUGCCCCAAGCGUGGCGACGAAGCAAAAGUGCCUACAAUCAAGACGGCCAAGGGCAAAGACGGGCAAGGCAAGGUCUUCGUUGAUCCGCUCCAGGAGAAGAUCGUAUCUACACCUCAGGAUGUGGUCGAGAUCCUCUCGUUGGGGAACCGCAACCGCAAGACUGGCGCUACCGACUGGAACGAGCGAUCAUCGCGCUCGCAUGCCGUCUUCACCAUCACUAUUGAGUCCCGGCCACGAGACGGCGACGGUCAUGACGAGGUCCGCGUUUCCCGUCUCACUCUCAUCGACCUUGCCGGUUCCGAGAAGGCCGUCUCCAACGUGGAGCGUCGCGGCGAAGGCAAGCAUAUCAACCAGAGCUUGCUGGCCCUGCGCGAAGUCGUGCACAAGCUGACGGAUACCGGAAAGCGCGGUCAUAUCCCGUUCCGCAACUCAAAGCUUACCCACCUCCUCGAGAAUGUCUUGGGCGGUGACUCGAAUAUCUGCGUCAUUUGCACCAUGUCGUCCGAGGAGGAACACUGCGCAGAGACUCUCGAGACGCUCAAGUUCGCAGGCCGCUGCUCUCAAGUCGAAACCAAGGCGCAGAAGAACAUUCUUCACGGCUCUGACCUUGCGGUCAUUCGUGCCAAAGACCGCGAAAUUGCUGAGCUCAAGGCCCAGCUCGAGAGCCUCGCGAGCAGUGCGCGGUCGCCCCAGGGCAGCAUUUUAAACCCCCAGAUGUCCGGCUUGGCCGACGAGCUUGCUGCGAUGCAGGCCCGCAAGGACAAGCUCGCCGAGCAGCUAUCCAAGCUUAACAGCGAGAUUCUUACCUCUGAACUACCCCGCUCGCGUGCGGGAUUGCCGAUGGAGCAGCCGCGUAAGCGACGUCCCCGCAUUAGUGACUUCACAUCUUUAACUGCCGCAUCCAGCGGGAUAGGCCUUGGGCUCGGCUUGCCCGGGACGCCCAAGAAGCAGAUUGACCGCCGCGCAGUCAGCACGAUGGUGCGCGUCGCUGACAGCCUCUACGACGAUGACUCAGACUCGAGCUUCGUUGACAACGCCAUCGAAACAUUGGACCCGAGCAAGGCCUUCGAUCACGACAUUACGAUCGCGUCUCUACGUCGUACCAUCGCUUCCCGUGAUGGCGACAUAGCCAAGCAAGCCCAUGACCUUAGGGCCGCUCUGGCUGAGGCAGGCGAACUCAGCAAAAUCAGAGAUGAGCUCGCAGCGGCGAAGGCCGAGUUGAACGAUGCGACGGUGGAGCACACGAGGAAACUCGCCGACGCGCAGGAGAGCUUUGGCACCGCCCAACUUGCUCUGGAGACCACACUCGCAGAGAAGAGUUCUCGUGUCGAAGAACUGGAGGCCAACAUCGUGGAGCUAUCGCAAUCGCACGCCAAGUCUUCCGCCGAGGUGCAGGCACAACUAGCUAAUGUGCAAGCCGAGCUUCAGGCUGCUACCUCGGAGCGCGAUGAGCGGCUCAAGGAGAUUGACGAGCUCAAGGCCGCCCACAGCGCCGAGAUAACCAAGAUCAAGGAAUCAAUCAAGGCUCUGAGAGCUAAAGCGGACGAGAACGCCGCACGCGUCGCGGAGCUCGAGGACGUGCGAGCCCAGCUUCAGUCGAGCCUCAAGGCUGUCGAAGAGGAACGCGAUUCCGUCCGCUCAGACCAUGCGAAUGUCCAACGCGAGGCUGAGCAAGCCAAGCUAGAUCUGGAGGCUUACCAGACCGCCUCGGCUGGGCGAGAAAGCGAGGCCAUGGCGUCAUUCAAGAGCCAGCUUGACGGGGAGCGCGAGGCCCGCAGCAAGGCCGAGAUAGCUCUCGAGGAGGCCGCUAAGGCCGCUAAUGCUAGAGCCAGCGAGGCGGCUGAGGAGAAAGCCCGUCUCGAGAAUGAGCUUGGCGAGGCCAGCGCUAGGCUUGAGGAGGCCACCAAGGCUAAACUCGAGGUCGAAGCACGUAUCGCCGAUGCUGACGCUGCUGCCAAGCAAGCAGCGCUGCACGCCGCAGCUCGUCACGACGAGCUCACGGCCAAGGUCAACUCCCUCACUGCGGAAGGCGAGGAGCACCGCCAGGCAGGCCAGGACCUCGAGGUCCAACUUGGCGCCCUCACGGCACAGCUGGAGGCGAAGUGCGACGAGCACGAGACUCUGGCGCGUCAGCUUGCGGACGUUCAAGGUCGAUUGGAGAGCAAGAUCGCGUCCGCAGACGAGAUCUCUUGCGGCCUCGAGGAGAGCAAGGCGGCGCUAGAGGCGCGCGGCGCGGAGCUCGCGGCUGCUCUGGCGGAGCGGGAUGAGGCCAAAGCCGCCCUGGAGGCGGCGAAGGCGGCUCAUGACAUGGCCGCGGCCGAUCUCAACACGCGCCUCGAGGAAACUAUCCGGGCGCGUGACGAGGUCAAGGCCGCUCUGGAAGCCAAGACUGCUGCACACGACGAGGUUUCUGCCACACUCGCGGCGCUGCAGACCAAGCUGGACUCCAAGGCACAGGUUUUGGACGAUGCCACGAAGGCGCACGACGACAUUAAGACCAAGCUUGAGGCGGCUACGGCGCUGAACAAUGAGCGGGCCAAGGAGCUCGCGGACAUUCUGGUGCAGUUGGAGGCAAAGACCGCUGCGCACACCGAAGUGGAGGCUGCGUUGGAAGCCACUCAGGCUGAGCUGGCCACCAAGAGCUCCGCUCUGAAAGAGGCUACCACUGCUUCGCAGUCACUCACUGCGCAACUUGAGGAGAAGCGCGAGGCUCUGGCCAAGACCCAGGCCGAGCUUGCAACCACCAUGGAUGAGCUCAGCAGCAAGUCCUCUGCUCUCGAGGAGGCGGCCGCCACGUCCAAGUCGCUCAUGGAGGACCUUGCAUCGACUUCCAAGGCGCGCACUGAGUUCGAGGCCCAGCUCGGCAUCACUAAUGCCGAACUUGAGGACAAGACCGCGUCGCUCGCCACAGCGACCGCCGAGAUCGACUCUCUGCGCGCCGGCGCGGACAUCGCCGCCUCUAUCCGCACUGACCUGGAGGAGCACCGCGCUCUCCUGGAAACGGAGAAGGCGGAGCGGGCCAAGCUUGCUGAGGCUCAUGCUUCAGCCACAACUCGCGGCGAGGCGUUGGUCAAGGAGGUCGAGGAGACCAAAGCAGCUCUGGCAGUGGAGCGGGAGGCCCGCAAGGCGAGUGACGAGCGUAUCGCCGCGCUCGAGGCCGAGCUCGCCACAUCCAAGAAGGAGCGAGAGGCAUUGUCAGCGGAGCUUACGGCCUCGAAGACCGAACGCGACGACAUCAAGGCGCAGCUGACGACUGCCACCACCCACAGCUCUGAAUUACAGGGCAAGCUCGACAAAAUGGACAAAGAUCUCGGCGAGGUCAGAGGUCAUCUGGACGUCGCGCGCGCUUCCUCCGCUUCCAACGAGUCCGAGAACCGCACCGAACGUGAACGCCUCAUGUCCGAGGCUGAAGCACACAAGCGCGCCGUCGCGGCAGCAGAGAUUCGCCUGGCCUCAUUCACCGCCGACAGCACGCUCAAGCACUCUGACCUUGCCGAGGAGGUAGCCAAGGCUCGUUCUUCGGCCGAGGACGCGACCCGCAAGCCUGGGGAGCACAAAGCAGCGGCGGCUAGGAUGAAGGAGAGUCUGGUGGCGGCCGAGGCCCAGCGGUCCAAGGCCAUGGAGGGGCUCAAAGCCGACCUCGCCACAGUCAAGGCAGGGAAGAAGACCGCGGAAGCCUCCGCGGCCAAGGCCAACGCCGACCUCGCAGCCGCAAAGCAAAGCCUGUCGGAAGCUACCGCCGAGAUCGCCACCAUCAAGGCCAAGCUCGCUCAGGAGAAGCGCUCCGACGCCCUCGACAAAGAGCUCACGCUUGCGCGCAGCGAGUACGAUGCCAUGAAGGCACGCUGUGAACGCCUCGCCGACGAGCUCCUCACUGCCUCUGCGCACGCCAACGGCAACUCCUCGCCCACAAAACGUGGCUUCACCUCGCUUUCCGCCUCAGGCUCGGUUCCCAGCCUCCUCUCGUCGGCCGGCUCGGCGGCGCUUCGGGGCGCCGGCAUGCACCCAGUCAACGGCGGCUGGGCGUCGUCCCCCGCGGCCGUGGAGCUCUCGCGCCUCGACAAGGUCGUGGAGGCGCAGAAGGCGGUCAUCGAAGAGCAGCGUGCCAAGAUCAGCUUCUGGGCGCUCGAGCUCGACAAGCAGAACGAGGCGGUGCGCCUGCUCUCGGCCGACCUCGAGAACUGCACGUGCGGGGAGCGUGAGCGCGAGCGCGACUCGCGCGGCCACCUCCGCGCGUCCCUCUCCAUGUCCUCGGUCCCCUCGCCGUCGAAGGAGAACCUCUCGCCCGCGCCGGCGGCCUACGCGUCCGCCCGCUCGCGCGGGCACAUAAGCUCGAGCUUCGCCGCGCGCAACCUCGCCAUGCCCACCGCGCCGUCCGCGUACCAGUACAUGCCCGGCUCGCCGUCGCCGCUGCCCAUGCACCCGAGCCAGUUCAGCAACUCGCGCAAGCACCGGCGCGUAACCCUCGAGCACGACAUAAACCGCCUGCAGGAGGGCGGGCGCGUGAGCUCGAUCAAGAACGUGUUCGACAGGGACGAGCCGCCCAGCCCCACGCGGCCGCGCGCCGAGCGCGUCGGGUCUAGACACACUUCUGUGCGUCGGGGAUAGAUGAUCUGCGAAGAAAGGGAAAGAAAUCAGGAAAAGCUGGGCUCAACAAAGUUCGCGUUGUAUUUCUAGAUCUUGUAUAUGUGAUGCCAGUGUGAUUGCGAG
Molecule: messenger RNA, 5388 nt
Organism: Cutaneotrichosporon oleaginosum
Lineage: Eukaryota; Fungi; Basidiomycota; Tremellomycetes; Trichosporonales; Trichosporonaceae
Source: RefSeq, a predicted model, not a curated record